UGAAGUACUUAUCUUGUAUUCGCACAUCGGUUACGUGGCAUGCGCGCCUUCCGUGCGACGACAGAAAAAUAGAAAAAAAAUAUCGGUAGAUAAGAAGGAAAAGGCAAGGGGUGGAAGAAGGAGGAAGGACGUGAGAAAGAGGAAAGAAAAUUCUCGACGGAUAAAGAAAGAGAGAGCGAAAAAAAAUUGACACAAGAAAGAGAGAGAAAGAAUACGAAGUAAAGAGAGAGAAAGGGGGAGCGAGACGAGCGAAUCGCCAAGCGAAGGGGGCGAGUAUCUCUCGCGCGCGUCUCGCGAGUGCGUCUCUCUUCUCGUACUUCCCGAAAUUCGAUCGUCGUCGUGAAUCCGGCGCAGUGAUUCCAUUAUCGAUUUCGUUAUCGAUCCGCGGGCUCGGAGUCGAGUCCUCGGAUGAAUCCCGCGACAAGACGGACCGUAGACGAGAGGAUGGAAAUUUCGUCGAGAAACACGUCGUCGACCCGUGAGUCGCCGACACGGUGAGUCACGUUUACCCGACCUACUUCUGUUACUGAGGCGAACGUCGUCGUCUAACGCGCAAAAAACGCUUGCGAUCUGUCUCGUGGAUGCAUAUGUUGUCAGGAGAGUGCGAUCAUUGAUCCCGUAAUAACAAGUUGAUAGUUGAUAUCGGCGAGGACAGUGGGAGGCGCAAAGUUGGCUGCGAAAACGUCAUACCCGUUCGUUGACUUGACAACGUUCACGGCGCUUGAAGUUGUCGCUCUCGCGGAGGUUUGGCGCGAUGUGAAGCGAAGAGGAGAAGCAGUGGAUCGCGAUAUUUUUGGGCGAUCGCCGGCCGGGGACGCGAACAUUCUCCCCGAAGAAAGAACUUUAUCUCCGAGAAAGAUAAAGAACGCGAAGAAGGAUAUUCAAGAGGCCGCGUCGAUAAACGAUCUCGAGAACAAGAUCUCGAAAGGAAGAAGACCGUUCUACGUUGGAAGAACGAGAAACAAGGAAGGUGGAGGAAAGACAGAGGAGGCGUACACACAGGCGCAAAAGUGAUAUGGAUACUGGAGGCGGGAACCGCGUCUCAGCGUCGCUGCGUUUUUUUUAUACACGACGUUCGAACAAGGUCGUACGCGAGUGGAACGACCGUGAUUUAAACGAAUUAUUGUGCGCGCGCGCACGGGCGCGUGCCCGGUUCGACGAGGUAGACGGACGAUGACAUUGUGUGUGUGUUGUUUCUUUUCACCGAUACACACACGCACGGAUGCAAUAUAUGCAAUUGCUUCUGGCCCCCUCCUCCCUAAUUCGGUUCAUCCGACACAACAGAUUAUCACGAAGAUUUCAUCUCGCUCUUCAAGUCUGAGUCGCUUUUUUGACAUUUCCAGUGAGAAAAAAAUAUAAGUCGUCGCAAGAUGGCUUCUAACGAAGACGGUGAUCUGAUCGAUCUCGGAAACGAUGCGUGUGUGCCACGUGUCCCAGUGGACGAUGCAACAGCUGAGGAACAAGAGCAUUUACUCGACGUGUGUCCUCCGAAAUUGGAGCAAAAGCUCUUCCUCACCAGACAGCAGGAACAAGUGCUGGACAGCACCGACAAGGGUGAUAUUCUAGUGACCUUGGGUCACGAUAAAGUGGUACCGAUUCGCAAGAGGAUCGACGUAGUGUCAUCGGACACAAUUAAGCGAAUUCGCGACAUUACCAAGAAUCUUGAGCCGGUGAUACAUAGAACUUGCUCGGGCAUCAACGAGGAGACUCAACAAGACACUGUGGACCACGGGGCAACCUUGGACUAUAAGAAGACGAAGGGUUCGAUAGCAAAGCACGAGGAUGAGACGUAUGAGGCGCGGGAGAUAAAUAAUGCCUUCGAUUUCCUCGCCGAGCACGAUGACAAUGAGGACCGAGCGGAAACGAGUUCGGGUCGUCUAAAGAAUGAGAACAACAGUGCGAAUCGCUCGCUAUCUUCCAUACGUCUCUUGACCGAGAAGGACACAGUCAAUUACUCUUCCGAGUCAUCGUCCAGGACCUCGAGCGAGGAAACGACCAGUGGAAGUGACAUGAAGAAGAAGAUAGACGUCAUGCAAAACGAGUACGAUGUCCAGUUGGAUAAUCCGGCCUUCGAGUACUCGCCGAAUUCGAGAAAAUCUCACGAGGAUGAUCCAGCCGAAAACAAAUCCAUCGAUUUGGAGCCGCACACGAGAAUCGUUCUUAAGAGACGCGGUCAGGAGGACAUCACGUUUGAGCGCGAAAGCAAGAAACGCUUUUUCCGUGAACCGCAUCGUAAAUCAUGGACAGAAGGGACGAGGCUGAACGCAGCUUUUACUGAUGAAUUUCCCGGUAUCGAUAGAUCUACCAGUCUUGAGGAAUAUCGUUGUGCAUCGUCGGUCUCUAACAUUGAUCGUGGAUUAUCCAGCUUUCUCAUGAGACAGCCGCCGGAAGCGGAAUCGGCGACCAGCGUCGAGGACGGCUGCUCCGAAGGUUCUGAAGUGGAUUGGUCCUGGCUCGAGGAAGUAGAGUGCUUGCGGGCCGCGGAGCCUCUCGCCACCGGCGGUGAACGUGACGGCGAACAGGGGGGAGAUGCUUCUUCCCCCACCGAUGAAAGCGCGGGGCGCAGGCGCGCCUGCGAUCGUCGCGAGACGGCGGCAACCCGCAGUGCCGCGAUGUCUGUCACCGCGACGGCAAAGUCCCUAGCAGUCGGUGGCUCGCGGUGGCCGUCCCCCGGUGGCACGCUUCUAUUCGAUUGUCAAAAUAAUAACAACAACAACGUCGAUCAUCACAGCGGCAGUCAACAUCGCCGGCAUCGCAAUGUCAAUAAUAACAAUGACGAAGACGACGAGGAGGAUGAUGAAGCGGCGCGUUGCAACGCUACAAACGAGGCGGUCGAUCGCGAAAAUCGCUACGGCGCGACAACGACGACCACUACAACUACCAUCCCCGUCGCCGGCUCUAUCGCCGCUGUUGCAAACUCGUGGAUGCGUGCAUCUAUGCGGCGCCUGCGUCAUCUGCGGCUACCUGAGGGCACGCAACGCGGUGCCGGUGAGCCGGCCAAUCGGCGCGCCGCGUCCGUCUCGGCGCCGAAUUCGUUGCCGGACAUCGCGCUGAUCGCGCCGGAGAUCCUCGCGGCGCAGACCAACGGCGGUACUUCCGGCACGCUGCGACCCUCGAGCGCGCCCGCGAGGAACGCGACCACCGCCGCCGCGGUCGCUGCCGCCGUCGGUGUCGCGACGCCGCGUCGAACCGGCCGGCAAUUCGCUGGCGGCGGCAGGUCGCGGGGCGCGCGAAAUCGGGAAACGGCCUCCUCGAGGCAGGGCAGCCUCGGCUCCACGACCACGACCAGCGAUAUCACUGCGUCUGGCAACACAACCUGCUCCAGCGGUGCUUCCACCAGUCCAGCCUCCAGCACCGCGACUACUCCGCAACGUACCACUUCGAGAAGGAUAUGCGAGAGGCAAAGAAAUGCUGACAGGCGAAACGACAAUAGGGGCGAGGAUGACGAUGAGGAUGAGAAUCCUCUCGGGAAGUGGCCGCAUGCUUUUAGUUCGUCUCUCGCGUGUCUCGGCUGCACCUUGGGACUUUUUAAUAUCAGUAGAUUCGCCAUUCUUAGUAUACAAUUUGGAGCAAACUUCAUUGUACAGUUCCUGAUUUUAUCGUUUAUAUUGGGCAUCCCGUUAUUGACGUUACAAGUAUGUCUCGGCCAAAGACUGGCGGCCGGUUCCGUGGAUAUGUGGAGAAUUUCGCCGCUUUUUCAAGGUGUCGGAAUAGCUCUGCUCACCGCACAGGCCUUCAUCGGUAUCUACAGUAUAGUCGGUGUAUCGUGGAUGUUUGUUUACUUCAGAGAUUCGUUCAUAACGAAGCAGGACAAGUAUCGAUGGGCGGAGCCGUUUCUUCUCUAUCGAGACGACAACCGUCCCACGCACAAUGCUACUACUUCGUACAAAUUAUACGAGACCGUUCCGGAUUACUUUAGCGGCGCCGUAUUGCAAAGACACCACUUGAACGAGACCGAUCCCGGUGUCGUCACAUUAAAGUUCCAAGUGGCUUUCAAUUUAGCCGUCGUGUGGAUGAUUGUCUUUGUUUCGCUGAGUAAAGGGCUGAGAUCUUACGGAAAGGUUGUAUACGUUUUCACGCUGGUGCCCGUGUUCGGUACAUUAGUCCUUUGCACGAAACUGCUAGGACUUAUUUCGCCAAGUUCGAUGAACCAAGUUUUCCCCGCCACUGUCUGGAACGAAUUUUUCAUUAAUGGAAAGUCAUGGGUGGCUGCCUCAAACGAGGUUUUCCUCACGUGGGGUUUACUUGGUGCGGCUGCUAUGCAGAUAGCGGCUCACAACAAGCACAAGCAUCUCCUACAACGAGAUACGACUCUCGUGGUGAUCUUGACAUUUGCGGUACUUCUACUCGGGGCUUUCUUAGCGAAUACCUGCGUACAGGUUCUUAGACUUCACGGUUACAUCUACACUACUAGUUCCUUCGAGAGGAUAUCAGGGUACACGUUUAUGAGGCUCGCCAAUAAACCGGCACCGUCGGGUCACAGCAGUACGCCCGAAAGAUUCAUGUCUCAUGCAUCCUUUCUCCUUGGUCAACGCGUAAUACGACCCGGCGUGGACACGAGCAUCGAGUCCGGAUACCAGGUGUUACGUCUGGCCACUGAACUGGUACCCGCAACACUGGCAUUGUUGGGCACCGAACAAGUGUCACCAUUCUGGGCGGUCCUGUUUUAUUUUAUCCUUAUCUUAUUUGGGAUCGCGCAACAGUUGGCAAUAUGGCAUUGCGUAAUAACCGGUAUAAUGGCGAUCAAUACGAAAAUGAUGAAGCUCUGGGAGACCACCAUCACGUUUUUUAGCUGCGCUUGUGCCUACAUACUCGGAUUGCCUAUGGCUACAGAGUUGGGUAUCUACGUCGUGUAUUAUCUCGAUUAUACCGUUGGUGGGGCAUGGUGGAUAAUCGUUCUAUAUCUAAUGCAAGUUGGCGCCGUGUUCGCGGUUCGUGGACGGCCGCACACCGGCGAGGCAGUCGUCGCCGAAUUAUUCCCACCAACUGGGCGUUGCCUUAGAUAUUGGGCCGGACCUUUGUUAUCCUUCAUCUGGAACGUCGUUCUUCCUGUCACUUUAAUGGUUCUCAGCAUCACGAUAUUCAAAAGCAGUGGUUUUCGGGAAUUGUAUUCUUAUCGUCGUACGAGCAGAGAUUAUUGGGCCGUUUGGGCAAGGCAACUCGGGACGGCAAUUCAGCUGAUACCGAUACUGAUGAUACCAGCAGUGGCUAUCAUACAGACGUGUCGAUAUCUGAAUAAUGGACCACCCGAUAUAUUCGACAAUGAACAAGUGGAAAUAACAGUAAAUCACUGUGAACAGUGUAAUGGAAGAAUUCAAUUACUUUAUCGGCCACCAUUAGAACCGGAGGAUCCUCGUGAUGCGCAAACCCAGAUCGGGAAUGACACUGGCACCGGCAGUUUGCAUGGCAACGGAAUCCUACCCGCCGCGACCACCGAGAUACCGUUCGAGGAUCCGCCGCCCAAGUAUACACCACCGCCGAGCUACACCACGGCGACCGGCGCGAGGAUCGCGAAGAUGCUACGCCAGAGUUUUCGACGAAGUGUGCGGAGAAUCGCGAACGUUCUAGGGGAAAGUAGCGCGCCGCGGCAGAGACCAGCGUUGCAGCAACCGCCACCGCCACCCGAUUAUGCGACCGUACUGGUGGAAAUGAACCAAAGCAGCGGUAUGCCGAUUUCGUACGAUCAAGUUGCAAUCCACGUGCCUUUGGAAUCGCGGCCGGAUGUAACUAAUAUUGGAAGAAGCGGUCGACAACAAGAUGUGGAUGGUCGAGCGCCGGAUGAGCGUCGGCAUGUUCGGCCGAACACAAUAGACCGCGCCAGCCGGAUCGGUAUUUCAAUCGAGAGAUCGCGCGCAUUGGAACGCACCCAUUCAUCGACCCUCGACCGAAAUCGCCGAUCGAACAAUGCCGCGAACAUCGCCACUCUAUCCGGCUCGAACUUGACGGCCACCGACGUGGCGAAUUUGCUGCGCAGCAGCAUACGCAGAGGUACCGCAAGAACGCAACAAUCACUGCGUAGGAGCUUCUGCCACGAGGAGCCGACGAUGGCAGCGUCCGUCGAGAAUCUAGUCGAGGCCGCCGCGCCUAUUGGCCAAGAUUCCUUAAUCUUAUCGAAAGACGCAUCUCUAGUCUCCGGUGAACAGAUCAACGAACACUGUCGCCACAACGACAACGGCGAUAGCAACGACGGCAACGAUGAAAAAAAGACUGCGAGCGAAAUGGAGAGUUCCGUUUCUGUGAUAUAGACUGAGAAUAUCGAUUAAAUGUCAAUCGCACAUCCUAUUGAUGCGCACGACUAAGUUUUAAUCCGCUGAUCUUGGAUCAACUAUGAUUCCGGUUAGCGAUUCCCUGCCUCUUUCUAUAAAUUAUAACUUUCUAUCUGUAAUGUAGACAGAAUAUCUCGUUAAUCGGAGUCGCGACACUAAUUCUCUCGGGUAGUCUCCAGUGUUUGAAUCCCCUGAAAUUAGAACGUUGUUGUUCUCCUCCCGUGUGCCUGAAUAUGUGCGCGUUUGUUACUAUUCCGAAGUACUUUUGUGUUCUUACGAUAUAUUUAUUUCUUUAUAUAUAUCUUCGUUAAAUAUUUAGAAAGAAAAUAAAGUUUUGCAUGAUACAGUUUGAUCCACACUUUUGAAUCUUCGCUACGAAUCUAUAUUCAAUGUUAAGAUUUGUUACAUGAGCUUAAUCUCAUUUAAUUUCAUGAUGAAUGCAAUUUUUUUAUUGAAAUUAAUUUAAACAAUUUCAGGGUCAAGCCAACUAAAUUGGCUCCAACCAUAGUCAUGUAAAUAUGGGCCUAUGUCCUGUUAAUGACUAAUUGAAAGAUAGUAUUGUGCUAUUACUGUAAUAAAGAAAUGCAGUAUUUAAUAAUCAUAUUAGGAAGUGUAUUGGUCUCCUAUUUCCCUGCUUAAAAAUUAUUUAAAAAUGACUGACAAAAUAAAUUAUAAACAAUCAGUUAAUAAAUUAAAAAAUACAUUAUAAAAUUUCGAGUUGCUUGAAGUUCGUUCGCAUAUUGCGGCGUUCUUAUUGAAAAUCGCGCAGAUAUCAUAUCCACAUGUACAAUAUAUCUGUGUAUUUGUUCAUCGUAAUUAGUCCUGUAAAUACAUGCAGCAUUUUAAAGAAUUAAAUUACGUUAUACUUUUAAAAUCGAUCAUAGACUCGCUAAGCAUCCCUUUCAUUAGCUUGAUUGACGCUGAUUUAUUGUAAUAUGAGUGUGUAUAGUCCGUCCAUGUUGUCAAUGUAUUUUUCUGUUGAUAAAUUCAACAAUUGUCCCAAAAGCGCUUUGUAAUUAUUAUAUAACGAGCUAGAUCGAUUUCCAUAAUAUUUUAAUUCGAGUGAAAGCCAUCGAGCAUUACGUCGAAAAAAAAUUAUAAUAUUCAUAUAAACACAUGAAAUCUUAUAUACGUACUUUAUAGCAUAAAUAUUCAGAGCUAUUCAACUUUCUAUAAAGUAAGUGUAACUGUUAUACCUGAUAUUAUGGACCAUAAUAAAGUUUUUAUGUUCUCGUAAA
Messenger RNA from Cataglyphis hispanica, 7504 nucleotides. RefSeq lists its product as uncharacterized. The coding region runs from base 1371 to 6245 and encodes 1624 amino acids. NCBI's taxonomy places the organism in Eukaryota, Metazoa, Arthropoda, Insecta, Hymenoptera, Formicidae. Gene Ontology annotation, biological process: sodium ion transmembrane transport. The record is from RefSeq and is a predicted model, not a curated record. Gene Ontology annotation, cellular component: membrane. The transcript has 14 exons.